CCCUGGGGGUGGGGGUGGGACCUGCGCCCAGAGGGUCCCCGCCACAGCUCGGGAAGGAGUGUACUCCCGAGCCCUCCCGCUUGGAGGCGUUGCCGGCCGCCCCGCCCUCCGCCCGCACCUGCGGGUUCGGCCCCGCCCGCCGGCGGCGUCCCCAGGUGCUUUUCUAGCCUGGAUGCUCCUCCCCAGGUACUCCUCUGAUUCAGGUGCUCCACCUGCAGAUAAUCUCCAGGCCUAGCUGCUCCUCUAACAGGUGAUCCACAGUUGGCUCCUCCCUGAAGACUGCCUCCCUCUUGAGGGCAGACAGAGGUCAAUGGACAAGGGAUGUGUCUGAGGAGCUGCGGGUCAAGGAGCUUGCAGAGCUGGAUCCUAUAGCAUUCCCUUACAAAUAGCCAAUUUCCAGGACUCUGAGCUCCAGGGCUGCCUGGCAUCUAGGGGUUUCCUUGGAGCCCCAGCUCUUCUGGCAGAAGCCGAGGCUCACCGGCGUCUUCAGGCCUCUCGAUGAGUGAGCUGAACCAAACCACUGUGGGGCCCUCAGCAUCAGCCGUGUCCCCUGCACUGGCCACCGGGGCCCGGGCAUGGCCUGUGUUGGUCGGGGUUGUGCUGGGCGCUGUGGUCCUCUCCCUCCUCAUAGCGCUUGCUGCCAAAUGCUACCUCUGCCGCAAAUAUCAUACCAGCUACCAGCACCACCAGCUGCCCAGGAUAGGGAAGGCAGCCUUCCCGGACGUGGGCGAAGAGGAUGAUGAUGGCUUCAUCGAGGACAAUUACAUUCAGCCUGGGGCUGGUGGGCUGGAGACAGAGGGGAACAGGGACAACUUUUCCUUCUGAGCCCUGAUUUUGGACACCCCCUUCCCUCCCCAUACCUGACAAGUUUAGGGUGGAGGAUACCACGUGGAGGCCACAAGCCUCGGGGCCAGAGGUGUCUGGGGCUUAAGGGCUAACCAGGGGUAGAGCGAUCCUCCCUUCCCUGACACUAGCACUACGGUGAUAAACCUUCUCUUGCUCCAUCACCCUCAAUGGCUCCCUGCAGUUCUCAGGACAACUACCAAGGGCCUGGCUGGAGAAAUAGGGCCUCUGUCAGCCUCUUGGUUCCCUUAGUUGCCUUUCUCAACUUCACUCCCUAGAAAACUCGUUAUUUGUUACUCCUUUUCUCCUGCAAGGUGUUUUCCCAUGCACUUCUUGCUUACCCUGUCUCCCUGGCUUACACUGCCCUUCUGUUCUCUCAAAUCGUCCAUGACAGAGGGCACUUGGGCAGCUCAGUCGGUUGUGCAGCUGGCUCAGGUCAUGAUCUCAGGGUCCUGGGGUGGAGUCCACAUCAGGUUCUCCCACCGGGGAUUCUCUCUCUCUCUGCCCCAUCCCCAGCUUGCUCACACAUAUGUGUGUGCGCGUGCAAGGUCUCUCUCUCUCUCUCUCUCUCUCUCCCCCCCUCAAAUAAAUAAUCUUUAAAAAAAAUCCUCUAUGACAGUGAUGAAAUCCCUGGCCAACAGACCCCCUAUGACCCGCCUACCUGCCAGCAUUUCAGAUGUACCAAGAUGAUGACAUUUUAGUAGGUAAAAUCCAGUGUGCCAAGUAUCUUGUUGAAAUUUUUUCAAUAAAGUGAGUGAUUGAAAUGGUUAUAUUACAUUUUUCACAGGUACUAAUUAAACCUAUUUUUGUCUUAAAUGAAAGUAAAAA
Messenger RNA from Canis lupus familiaris (dog), 1671 nucleotides. It is a transcript of the gene C15H1orf210, whose product is annotated as chromosome 15 C1orf210 homolog. The coding region runs from base 499 to 825 and encodes 108 amino acids. The transcript is spliced from 6 exons. The record is from RefSeq and is a predicted model, not a curated record. Lineage: Eukaryota; Metazoa; Chordata; Mammalia; Carnivora; Canidae.